Molecule: messenger RNA, 1779 nt
Organism: Penicillium robsamsonii
Lineage: Eukaryota; Fungi; Ascomycota; Eurotiomycetes; Eurotiales; Aspergillaceae
Product: glycoside hydrolase family 32 protein
Exons: 2
Coding region: 1-1779 (592 amino acids)
Biological process (GO): sucrose catabolic process
Molecular function (GO): sucrose alpha-glucosidase activity
Source: RefSeq, a predicted model, not a curated record
AUGGCUUUCCGGCUUGCCCUGGCUUUGGCUCUUGGGGCUUCUUUGUUCCAAGCAGCAGUUGCUCAAACUUACAAUGAGCUUUACCGCCCUCAGUAUCACUUUACUCCAGCUAAAAACUGGAUGAAUGAUCCCAACGGUCUUUUAUAUUACAAUGGCGUCUACCAUCUAUACUAUCAAUACAACCCAGGAGGAGACACCUGGGGGGCUAUGUCUUGGGGUCAUGCCACCAGUACUGAUCUGACACACUGGAAUCACCAGCCUGUUGCCCUUCUCGCUCGUGGCUACCCAGAUCACAUCACCGAGAUGUUCUUCUCCGGUUCUGCGGUCGCCGAUACCCAGAACACAAGCGGCUUUGGUACUGAUGGAAAGGUACCAUUGGUUGCAUUGUAUACUUCCUAUUACCCUGAUUCCCAGAAGCUACCUAGUGGGAAGUCGGUCAACGGUGGGCAGCAAGCGCAGUCAAUUGCCUAUAGUGUGGACGAAGGCAUGACAUGGACUACCUAUGAUGCCGCCAAUCCUGUCAUUCUCAACCCCCCCGCCCCAUAUGAAGACCAAUGGCGGGAAUUCCGAGAUCCAUUCUUGUUCUGGCACGAAGCCAGCGAGAAGUGGAUCUCGGUGGUUGCGCUGGCCCAACUCCACAAAUUGGUUAUUUACACCUCGCCGAACCUUAAGGAUUGGACUUACGCCAGCGAAUUCGGCCCUUGGAAUGCAGUAGGGGGUGUUUGGGAGUGUCCUGGCAUCUUUCCACUUGCUGUUGAUGGAGAUGAUGCCAAUACUAAGUGGGUUGUGCAAAUUGGAGUCAACCCUGGCGGGCCCCCUGGUGUGACUGGCUCAGGAACGCAAUAUAUUCUGGGAUCCUUUGAUGGAACAAAAUUUGUUGCGGAUCCCAACCCUUCAUCGCCAGCGCUUACAUCCACAUCAACAACUGCACCUGAAACUGGAGACAUCACAGUUCAAGAUUCUGAAGGCACUGAUGGAACCAACUGGUUGGAUUAUGGGCCAGAUUUUUAUGCCGCAGCAACAUUCAAUGGAUUAGCAUCCACAAAUCGAAUCGAUAUUGCAUGGAUGAACAAUUGGCAAUAUGCUAACAUAAUCCCUACUUCUCCAUGGCGCAGCAUGUUAUCCAUUGCCCGGAAGCUUUCGCUCAAGACAAUCGAUGGCAGGCCAAGACUAGUCCAGCAACCCACGGCAAAUUGGGCCAGUCUUCAAACAGAAGCUUACUCUGAUACCUUUGAUACAGUGGCUGAAGGGAACCAGCUUGUACCAAUUUCCGGGAAAUUGCUUGAUAUCACAGUGACCUUUUCGGAUAGAGUUGCAGCGUCAUCCUCAUCUCAAUUUGGCAUAAUUCUUAGGGCAACUUCCGACUUAGCACAACAAACGCGAAUCGGCUAUGACUUUAGCACCAAGAUGCUUUUUGUUGAUCGAACAAAAUCUGGAAAUGUUGGCUUCGACGGGACAUUUUCCAACACCUAUUCUGCCCCUUUGGCUCCCUCCAGUGAUGGCAACGUCACAAUGCGCAUUCUCCUUGACUGGUCCUCGGUUGAAGUCUUUGGAGGACAGGGGCGAGUCACAAUAUCCGCUCAAAUCUUCCCUGAAGACAAUGGCGUCGAUGUCCGACUUUUCUCCGAUGGAGAAAGUACAAAUGAUGUCACGAUUGACGCAAAAAUGUUGGAUUCGGCUUAUGAUUCAUCCACUCCAUCAAGGACCACUCUCAGAACAAGCUCGACACCUGUCGGUACCACCCUUACUACCAGCACAAGAACCACCACUAGCAUUUGA